Molecule: messenger RNA, 2634 nt
Organism: Olea europaea var. sylvestris
Lineage: Eukaryota; Viridiplantae; Streptophyta; Magnoliopsida; Lamiales; Oleaceae
Exons: 1
Coding region: 956-2467 (503 amino acids)
Source: RefSeq, a predicted model, not a curated record
CAAACGGCACCGUCACACUGGCCCAGAAGCAUCAUUCAGUGCAGAUUUUUACCUCUACUAGGCUACACCUACAGCCACACAACGACACAACCAACCUCACCAGAAUACUCGAAAGAAACCCAUAUACGCGUUUUCAUCUCUCUCUCUCUCUCCAGCAAUUUGCGGUAUGUCAACGUUUCUGUAUCUUUUGACCAGAAAGGAUAUCAAGAAAUUGAAAGGUUAGUUGUUUAAGUGGAAAAUAGGGAGCCUUUUUGUAUUGUUGAACGUUGAUAGAUAGAGUGAAGAUGAGGAUUGUGAGGACUAUUGAUUCUUCUGAGUGUGCUGGUCUCUGUGGAUUCUUGGUUGUGGAAGCUUAUCCCAAAAGGUAUUCUUCCAAGAUCCCCUCAGAUUUGGUCCUUUUCUUGGGCCUUGGUUUCAUAGACUGGUAAUAAUCAUAUAUAGAUACAGAAAGAUUGAGUUUAUUGCGGAUAAGAUUUUCGUUUGAGACUGUGGAUUUGAUGGAUCUGAUUCACUCUCUACCACCAGUGUUUGGAGGGUUCAUGGAGAUUCUUGGCUUGGUUAGAUGUGGUCUUCAUCUAGCUUUUUAUUAAUUUUCUUAAUACAUUUCAGGUGUUGAAGUUUUUGCUUAUUUUGGUAUACCCCUUUCUGUCUAUUUAAUGUUCUUGAUUUUCCUGAUAAUAUUGUUGUCGUUUUCAAUUUUAAUAUAGUUGGGUUAAGAAUUCAAUUUCGCUUUGAUUUAGGGUUUAUAAAAUUUAGUGUGAGGGGUGUAAGUUCUUGAACUUGAAACACAAUUUUGGGAUGAAUAAAUUAAGAUUCUGAUGAAGAUGGGGAUUUGUAUAUGGGAUUGACAUGAUGGAGGUGUUUAUAAAGAGUGGUAUAUUGUCAAAAUGUUUAUUGGGAUGAAGUUUAUAGAUAUACAUUUCGAAAAUUGAUCCAAGCCAAGGAUAAUUUUGAGAUGGAAGAUACUCUGCUGACAGCUUUAUCAAUGGAGAAUCAUCACCCUUCAACCCUCUUAUCCAUGGACUCGAGUGCCUCGUCAUCACAUGAAGAACUAGACCUCGAAAUGAAUCGCCAAGUUGUAUUAACCUGUCCUCCUGAUAUCAAUUUACCCCUUUCAGCCGAGCGAAGCCCCCCUCCACAGCCUUGGAACCAUGAACACUGUGAUAUUCUUGAUGUUGGACUAGGUUCCCAGAUGUACGAGACUGAAAGUUUUCUCAGUGUCCCCAAAGUUGGGAGGAAAUGUGCAAAAAGGAUUGAUAGCAUCUGGGGCGCUUGGUUCUUUUUUAGCUUUUAUUUUAAGCCCGUAUUGAAUGAGAAAUCGAAGGCUAAGAUAGUUCGUGACAGUAAUGGGAUUUCCGGGUUCGAUAAAUCUGAUCUCAGGCUAGAUGUUUUCUUGGUUCAGCAUGAUAUGGAAAAUAUGUAUAUGUGGGUUUUCAAGGAAAGGCCUGAGAAUGCUCUGGGAAAGAUGCAACUCCGGAGUUAUAUGAAUGGGCAUUCUCGUCAGGGAGAGCGUCCCUUUCCGUAUAGUGUUGAUAAAGGUUUUGUUCGAUCUCAUAGGAUGCAACGUAAGCAUUACAGGGGACUCUCAAACCCUCAGUGUGUUCACGGCAUCGAAGUGGUUCCAUCUCCCAAUCUCAGUGGUCUCGAUGAAGAUGACCUAAAAAGAUGGACCGAACUCACAGGGAGGGACCUGAACUUCACUAUUUUACCUGAAGCUAGUGAUUUCAGUUCAUGGAGAAAUAUGCUGAACACCGAGAUUGAACUUGAGAGGCCACCACCUCCUACAAAGAGCAGUCCACAUUCCCACUCGAAGAAAUUGCUUAAUGGAUCUGUGUUAAAUCUGUCAACUCAGACAUCCAACCAUAUCAAUGGGGAAGCGAUGGAUCUAUCACCCGUUAGCAACAAGAGGAAGAAGGAUUUCUUCUCACAGGGUAAUGAUGAUGAUCGAUAUUUGGAAAUAACUGCUCCUUCCAAACGUAUCCCCGAUUUGGAUAUUCACCCAAAUGAGCCACACUGGCUGAAUGAAUUUAGUGGAGUGCUGAGAAACGUAUAUGGACCUGUUACGGCUGCCAAAACAAUCUACGAGGAUGAAGAAGGUUAUUUGAUUGUAAUCAGCUUGCCUUCCGUAGAUCUUGAGAGGGUGAAAGUUUCAUGGAAGAACACACUCACACAUGGAAUCAUCAAGGUCUCCUGCAUGAGUACAUCUCGCACACAAUUCAUCAAGAGACACAACAGAACUUUCAAGCUAACGGAUCCAUCAUCAGAACACUGCCCUCCGGGAGAAUUUGUCAGAGAAAUCCCACUUUCGACCCGAAUUCCUGAAGAUGCUAAUAUAGAAGCUUAUUAUGACGGGCCAGGAACAGUGCUCGAAAUACUGGUGCCAAAACUUCGUGCUGGACCAGAAGAACAUGAAGUUCGUGUUUGCCUUCGUCCUCACCAUGUGGGUAAUGAUCUUAAGUUGACAUAAAUAUGUACCUGAUGAAAUGCAAUUGUCAUGAAUGGCUUACAUUUGUUACCAGUAGAACCGAUUGUGCAGUUUAAACUCCUUGUAUCUGUUUCCAUAAUAGCUAUGGGUUUGUUCCUAUGUAUCUGACCAGCUUUGUUGCUAUUAUAUUAUCAGUUAAUUUAUUCUUA